Messenger RNA from Cylindrotheca closterium, 648 nucleotides. The record is from the annotation of a GenBank genome assembly. NCBI's taxonomy places the organism in Eukaryota, Bacillariophyta, Bacillariophyceae, Bacillariales, Bacillariaceae.
AUGUCCAAUCCAAUUCAGCUAGUCGAAGCUACAGCACUCCGAGACGAUGAUGAACUAGAAGGAACUCUUUUGCCAGCUUCCUUUCCCGUGGCCGGUGGCGAAACUGUUCCACUCGCUGCCACUGCUUAUCCAAUUGACAAUUUUGAAUACAACCAAGCCACCAUGGCUCGUGCAGAGGCACAGUAUCAACAGGAAGAACAGACUCAACAAGAAGCUUAUCCGCUAGAACAAAACGAAAGAACCGCCCUCAGCGAUGACUCUCGAACCCGCGUCAAGUACGGGGCACGAACUGGCAUGAUUCAGCAGGAAGCCGAGAAUGAAGCCAUUCGACGCAGCAACCGCAAGGUUUUUACUCACGAUUACCGUGAAAGACAACUCAUAAAAGAGGCCAAUCGCAAAGCCCGGACAGUAGACACCCUGGAACGAAUGGGAAGGACACCGGCCAUGACGGAAAAUCGACAGUCCACCUCAAGUAAUACCACGCCUGCUCGUGCAGAAAAGAAGAAUGCUGGUGCUCCAACAACGAAAAAAUCAUCAUCCGCUGGUAGUGGUUACAAAAUGGGAGGAUACGAGGUGAAGGAAUACAACAUUGGUAGCUACGACUGCGGUAAUUACAAUAUUUCGGAAUACAAGAGUGUAUAUGACUGA